Molecule: messenger RNA, 878 nt
Organism: Phragmites australis (common reed)
Lineage: Eukaryota; Viridiplantae; Streptophyta; Magnoliopsida; Poales; Poaceae
Product: zinc finger protein ZAT1-like
Exons: 1
Coding region: 172-705 (177 amino acids)
Source: RefSeq, a predicted model, not a curated record
AGCGCACUCGCCACACCAAGCGCGUCCGGCAUAAACAAACGGAAGGUUCCGCCAAUCCGCUCCCUUUUGCCUUUUCAAACGGACGAGUCGCCGAGGCGACGCGCAACGCCUGUCCCGCCGUGGAGUGCAAGUGAGCAACUCUGCACCCCGCCCGUGUAUAUAUAUACAGCCAUGCACACGCCAAACCCAACAGCUACGCAGCUGCUAACUACUCCGAGAUUAAUCCCAGCUUCAUCUCCAUUGGUUUGCCUGCGAUCUAGAGUUCACCAGCUUCCUCGACUGGUUUCUCCCUUUCUUUCGUACAUGAAGCACCCGAGAGACGCCGGCGAGGUGACCCUCUCCCUCUCGCUGUCCCUAGGCGCCGGCGGCCUGCUCGAGCGCUUCAAGAAGCCGAGGCGCGGCGAGGGGGCGGAGGACCAGUUCGUGUGCAAGACGUGCAGCCGCGCGUUCGCGUCGUUCCAGGCGCUGGGCGGGCACCGCACCAGCCACCUGCGCGGCCGCCACGGCCUCGCGCUGGGGAUGUUGGCGCCGGCCAAGGCUGCCACUAAGGAGGAGAAGCCGGCGGCCGCCGCGAGCCACCGGUGCCCUGUCUGCGGGCUCGGCUUCGAGACGGGACAGGCGCUCGGGGGACACAUGCGCCGGCACCGCGAGGAGGCCACCGCCGCGGCCCAGGCGCCGCCCGUUCUCCUCCAGCUCUUCGUGUAGAAUUUUUUAGUCCACGCACAGACGACUUUUCUAGAUUAUUUCUUCGCAUUUGUUUCUGUAAAUUGUAGGGCACUUGUAGACAUUGAUGGCAUAUUGGCCCAUUCAUUCGUUCAUUCAUUUACCUGUACAUUUAAAGAUGAUUCUUAGUUAGUGACUCCGUUUCUUUGUUUUUA